Nyctereutes procyonoides (raccoon dog) is the source of this 8255-nucleotide messenger RNA. RefSeq names its product MTOR associated protein, eak-7 homolog (gene MEAK7). The transcript is spliced from 10 exons. Lineage: Eukaryota; Metazoa; Chordata; Mammalia; Carnivora; Canidae. The record is from RefSeq and is a predicted model, not a curated record. Gene Ontology annotation, biological process: TOR signaling. The coding region runs from base 342 to 1709 and encodes 455 amino acids.
UGGGUGCUGGGGCCUGGGGCCUGGGUGCUGGGUGCUGGGACCUGGGGCUGCGGUGAGCUGAGCACGCCCGGCGGCCCAGAGUUGGAAAAGCCUUAGCGAACUCGGGUCUGCGCAUCUUUGCUCACGCAGUAACCUCAGAGCCCAGCGCCCCUGUGCCGAGAAGCAAGCAUUGAGGAUUAUCUGUGCACUUCGGUGCCACCGGCCCUUGAGCUCUGCCCCACUGCCACACAUCCCGGAAACCCAAUUUGUCACCUUCAGCCCUACUAACGUUUGGGGCCAGGUGCUGGCAAGACCUUCAUCCCUUCCAGCCGUUUAGAGAAUUGUGCCGGAUACGAGGAGGGAUGGGGAACGUCAGAAGCCAGUUGGGGCAGAAGUUUUGUUCCCAGUUUCUCCCUGAGGAGCAGGCCGAGAUUGAUAGACUGUUUGAUGCUCUGUCAUCGGAGAAGCACAGCUCAGACACCUCGCCCCGAUCCUUCUCUCUGAAGGCGCUAAAGAGCCACAUUGGGGAAGCUCUUCCCCUGGAGAUGGUCACCAGACUGUAUGAUGGCAUGCGGAGGGUCGACCUGAUGGGGAAGGCAAAGGGGCCCAGCGAGAGCAUCUCCCGCGAGCAGUUCACAAUGUCCAUGUCCCACUUGUUGAAGGGAAACUCUGAGGAGAAGAGUCUUAUGAUCCUGAAAAUGAUUUCUGCCACAGAAGGUCCUGUGAAAGCAAGAGAAAUCCAGAAGUUUACAGAGGAUCUGGUUGGCUCUGUGGUGCAUGUGCUCAGCUACAGACAGGAACUGAGAGGCUGGACCCCGAAGACAGGCCUGGGUCCCCCACCCAGGGUGCAAGUGCUAGCUGCCCAGCUCUUCUCCGAGAUGGACCUUCGAGGUGGUGAGAAGCUUCCGGGGCCUCAGCAGCUGGACUGUGAGUGUGACCUAGCCAUGGUCGAGGCCUGGGUGUUCAGGGUCCCCCAUGUAGCCACGUUUCUGAGUGUGGUCAUCCACAGAGGCUUUCUCCUGCGUUUGCCCCUCGAUCUGGCCACGCUUGUCCCUGAGCGUCACGUUGACCAGGAGAGGGUGUUUGAGAGUGUCCUGGACAUCCUGUCGGUCAUCUAUAUCAACUCCCACCUGCCUAGGGAGCAGCGGCACCGCUGGCGUCUGCUCUUCUCGUCCAAGCUUCACGGGCACAGCUUCACCCAGCUCUGUGGGCACAUCACCCAGCAGGGCCCGUGCAUCGUGCUGGUUGAGGACCAUGAUGGCCAUGUGUUUGGUGGGUUUGCAUCCUGUUCCUGGGAGGUCAAGCCUCAGUUUCAAGGCGAUGACACUUGCUUCCUGUUCUCCAUCUCCCCCCACAUGGCCGUGUACACGUCCACGGGUUACAACGACCACUACAUGUACCUGAAUCACAGGCAGCAGACCAUCCCGAACGGACUGGGCAUGGGAGGCCAGCAUAAUUACUUUGGGCUGUGGAUCGAUGUGGAUUUCGGGAAAGGACACAGCAAGGCCAAGCCCAAGUGUACCACGUACAGUAGCCCUCAGCUGUCAGCCCAGGAGAACUUCAGGUUCGAGAAGAUGGAGGUGUGGGGAGUGGGGGAUGCCCCGGUGUUGCAGCAGGCCAAGAGCAGCAGGAGUGUCCUGGACAAGAAUCCUGAGGCCCGGAUCCUGCUGGAGGCCAGUGGGCGGAGUCGCCACAGCGAAGGGCUCCGGGACGUCCCGGAUGGUGAAUGAGGAGGUCCCCCUGAGCUUGGGCCUCCCGAGAGCUGGCCCCUGGCCCCCUGGAUGGAGCGCAGCCUGCGGACCCCUCCCCAUCUCACGUGUUCAACAUAGGACUAUACUGGUCACAUCCAGGUGGUUCUGGAUGUGCUGCAUCGGAACACAGUAAAAUUGCUUUGAUGCUGUAUGUGGAUUGUGGGCGCAUCUCCCAGAAAUCCUGAGUGUCAGUUAGCAACUUAAUCCUUGUAUUCUGUCCGUUUCUCGUCAGUGAAAUCCGAAGACACGGAUGCUUGAGACCUCUGCUGGAGCUAGUGUCUGAUGGGCAAGCGCAUUCCUGCCACGCAGGAGAGGACUCUGCUGGGGGGGCGGGUCACCUGGCCCCCGCUCAAGCCACUGCAGUUAAAAAAAAAAAAGUGCCUCGAUGUCCUGUUCCAACUGGUAAAGGGCAGAGGCACUGGGAUGUGAGUCUCUGUGCUUUUGGGAGCAGCUUCCUAUGACGUGGCAUUUCUAGGUUUAUAUAAAAGCCUAAACUGUAUUAAUAGGAGGAAUAGCUGAAGGCUUUGCAGAGAACAGGUGUCCUGGUGGCGGGGGUCCUCUAUAGGUGUUUGUAAUUAGGUUCCACAUUUGCCUUUCUCGGCUGCUUUGAAAUGAGUCCGUGCCAUGAUCUACAGAGGCUCCAGGUGGUUCUGUUGUUAAUUUAAAUGUGGGUAAAUCGGAAGCCUUGACACGUCCUGUGGUGUGGAUUAGUGGUGAGUAAUUUGACAGUACUGGCCUGGGUUCCUGACCCUGGCGCCACCUCCUCGGUGUCGCCCUCUGGCCAGGUGGCCCCCCAUAGUGCUGAGGGGUGAUUUGACAGCAGAGACUCCCUUUAAACCAACUCGAGUGAUCUGAGCGUGCAGACGAUGACCUGGGUGUGUGUUCAAGGCUGGGCCGGAAGAAGCUCACCCCUCCAUGAGAAGUCCCUCCUUCGCAUUUGGAGCUGUGGGUUCGUCUCUAAGACAUAUGCCUCCCUUCUGGGGUCUUUCGCUAUAAACUUUGGCCUUCUGCAGAUCUGAGGACAAUGCAGCCUUUUAUUACAGAACUUGCCUGAUCACGAGCCAUAGUAAAGCUAGCUGCUUGCAUUUUGCAGGUACUGUAUUUUCUCCCAGGAAGCUCCUCAAACUUGGCCCUUAGCGGCAUCCUGAGCAGAAGGCCUUGCAGUUAGCUUUCAAAAGAAAAGUGUGUCCCCAGACAGUAGGCAGAGGGGCAGCAGCCUGACCUAUCUGGACUUAGUCAUGGUUGAUUUUCCUUCUAAAAAGCUGGUUUUUAAUAAGCUGCUCGUUGAGGUUGUAUGUUUCCUCUCAGCUGAUAGGACAGCGGAUAUAAGGUGUGAGGAUCCUCAGGUAUCCUUACCAUAAAUCCAAAGAAUUAGGUCGGUCCUGCACCUUCCAUCUAUUGCAGAAUUUCUUUUGAUAAAAAUGCAAGUAAAUACUUCACUAGAAAUAGUCUGUUGGUAUCUGUACCUUAAGUACCAUUGCUGUCGCCUGUGUUCCUGGCUGUCGGAGAGGCUUCGCGUUUGCUCAUGGGCACACUCUCUGCCUCGUGCUGGUUCCCAUCAGAGGGCAGCGGACCAGUGGGCACCUGUUUCCCCAGAUGGCACGUUCACACACAGAAUGGCGGGGGCCCAGCCCAGGUGCACGCGAACCCAGGGGUGCAGCCCUCCUGGUGGACCUCUCAGCGCACAAAUCUGUGGAGGGUGUCACUGCAGCGGGGGCCACUGGACCUGGCCAGCCUCCCUCCCCCGGGCCUGGGACACAUGCAGUGCUGGUUUUAACAGUAAGGAGUUUGUUACUGGAUGCAACAAAAGAGAAUUCAGGGCCAAUGGUUUCCUUGUGAGUGAAGACCACUGAGGGCUCCAGAAAGUGCUGGAAGGAAGAAGUGAAAGGAUGGGGUCUAUGGGGCAAACGUUGCUAUUGUUACUUUUCCUCCUGCCAUGUUUUCUUUAUUAAAACAUGGUGUAUAGUAAAAAAAAAAAAGUUGAAAUAGGAAGGCUAGAACUCAAAGAGAAAUCUUCCUCUAGCUGUGUUAUUUCCCAAGGAGCAAAGCCACUCAUGAGAAAACCACUCCUGCCUGAGGGGACCCCUUGCACGCCCAGCAUGAGUGUGUCUUCUGCACUCUACCCUGGUGUGUGCCCCGCUUGUUCUUGGUCACGGUGGCUUCACACAUACCCAUCAGUCUCCCUUUGACCUCACGGACUGCGCAGUGCCCUGUGGUGCGAAUGCUCCGUGGUUUGGGGAACGUCAUGACUGCUGCCACAGGCCCCUGGGUGUCUGUCUUGGUGUGAUUUUUGUCGGGAAGAAUCAACUCUUAGAAGUUGAAUUGUUGGAUCAAAAGAUGCUGCUUAGCUUCGAUCUGAGAAAUGAGCAAACCUGAGUUCGGUUUAUGCUCCUGACCUACCACCAUGCCUGUUUGCCAUAAAGAUACCGAUACUGUGUUAAAACCUAGUUGUUUUUUUUUUUUUUUUUUUUGUGCGGACCCGAUAUUUUCUCUGAGUGACCGUGAACCACUUCAUUUUUCAAAAGCCAUCUGUGUCCUACCCUUCACCUGGUUUUCUGGGGCGUGGGUUUUCUUCUUACCAGUUUGCGAGAGUGCUUUUUUGAAUGAAGCAAAAUAGUUUUUAACUUGUGUCCUAAGUAUUUUUCCCACUUUGACCUUAUUUUUCUAUUUGUAAAUUUUGCAUUUUUGUCCUCCUUUUUUUUUUUUACCAGCAUUUGCUCUUUUUUUUUUUUUAAGAUUUUAUUUAUUUAUUCAGAGAGACAUACAGAGAGAGAGGGGCAGAGACACAGGAGGAGGGAGAAGCAGGCUCCAUGCAGGGAGCCCGAUGUGGGACUCAAUCCAGGGACUCCAGGAUCUCGCCCUGAGCCAAAGGUAGGCGCUCAACCCCUGAGCCACCCAGGCAUUCCCCGCCCCUCCUUUAAAAAGAUUUUAUUUAUUUAUUCAUGAGAGACACAGAGAGAGAGGCAGAGACACAGGCAGAGGGAGAAGUACAGCAUUUCCUCUUAAGGCUUCUGAUAUUUGUGGUUAUUUACCCACUGUGAUUAAAAAAAAAGAAAGAAAAUCAGGGCCCCUAGGUGGCUCAGUCAGUGAAGCGUCUACCUUCGGCUUAGGUUGUGAUCCCAAGACCCUGGGGUCAAGCCCCGUUCGGCUCCCUGCUCAGUGGAGAAGUCUGCUUCUCCCUCUCCCUUAUUUAAAAUAAAAUCUUUUUUAAAAAAUCAUGCUUGCUUUUAUUGAUUCUCUGCUUUCCAUUUUUCCUUCUAUAUUUUGGUCCAUUCAAAAUGUAUUUUAAAAUGUACCUCUAUCUUUCCCCCCCAAAUAAAUUCCAAUAUCUUUUAUAUAUUAAACAGAAUGUUUCUUUCCACCGACUUAAAGUACUGCUUUUGGGGCGCCUGGGGGGCUCAUUCGGUCAAACCUCCGACUCUUGGUUUCGGCUCAGGUCAUGAUCUCAGGGUUAUGAGAUCAAACCCCACAUUGGUCUCUUCGCUGAGCAUGGAGCCUGCUUGGGAUUCUUUCUCUUCCUCUCACCCCAAAGAAGGGGAGGAAGGGAGGACUGUUUUCUCAUCCCCUGAAUUUCUAUAUGAACUUCAGUUUCUGCCUCAUGUUUUAAAUUCUGGAGUUUUACAAUAAAAAGGUUUAAGAGCUAUUCCCCAAUGAUUUAUUUGUUUUGGGAUUUUCCUUCCCAUGCUUGCCUGUUUAUUUUCUCUGAUCUUGGGUAAUCCUUCUGAAAAGUUUGAUGGUUGCAUUUUAGAGAUAGCAUUAAAUGUGGAUCCGUGUAGGCAGAGCUGAUACCUGGCAGGUGUGAAUGGUUCCUGCCCCCAAGGAUGGUAACGUCCAAGUCUGUAACAUAGAUUUUGUUACUGCUGGCACCGUACCUGGACUUUUCCCCCUGAUGGUUGUUUGAACAUAGGAAGGUUCUUGAUUUUUCUACCUAGUUUUGUGCCCAGCCGCCUUGCUGAAUUCUUUGGUCUGGGGGUUUUCAACCUUGGGUCUGCAUCAGAAUCCUCUGGAAGGCGUCCUUAAGGGCAGGUGGUAGCACUGGGAGUGAACAUUUCUUGUGAAUCCCCGGGCUCAGUGCAGCUGUAUGCUUGGCUCUGGUGAUUUCUCCUUUUUUCUCUCCAGCGUCACUGAGCUAUAACUGAUACAACAUGUUGAGUUGCACUUACUAUGGUGACGUAUCUGGAAAUGAGGAUAAUUUCCCUCCUUUUGCAAUUUCUAGACUUUUUCUUUCUUUCUCUUGAUGGAUUAUAUCAGCAAAUACUUUCAAAUUUCAGAAGCAGUGACACACUCUUCCCACUCAUGACUUUAAUGGAAAUGGGUCUGGUCUUUUUUUUUUUUUUUAAGAUUUUAUUCAUUUACUCAUGAGAGAGAGAGAGAGAGAGAGAGAGAGAGAGAGAGAGAGAGGUGUGCAGAGACACAGGCAGAGGGAGGAGCAGGCUUCCUGUGGGGAGCUCAAUGUGGAACUUGAUCACAGGACCCUGGGGUCAGGAGCUGAGCCAAACAAAGGCAGAUGCUCAACCAUUGAGCCACCCAGGUGCCCCAGGUCUAGUCUUUGAUCAUGGAGCAGGAUGCUGGCUUUUCAGAUAGAUACUCAUGUAAAGGAAGUAUUUGUAUUUAUGUUGAGUUUCUGUCCAGAUGUUGAAUUUUCUAAAAAGUGGUUUAUUUUUUUUAGUAUCCAUAGUUUUCUGAUUCUUUUUUUUUUUCAUAAGGAAUACCAAAUCAGUAGGGCUCCAGAUACUGAGCCACGUGUAUGUUAACUGCCACUCGAAUGUGUGAAUUCAUUUGGACCGUGUUUGGUACUUUUGUAGCUGGGUGUACAAAUGAGUUGGUCUGUAGUUUUGUUGGGUCUAAUUUUAUGUAAAUCAGGCUUUAGUUGUAAAGUUAUGCUGGCCUGGGAUGCCUGGGUGGCUCAGUCAGUGGAGAGUCUGUCUUCCAGCUCAGGUCCUGGGAUCAAGUCCCGCAUCUGGCUCUCUGCUCAGUGGGGAAUCUUCUUCCUCUCCCUCUGCCUGCCACUCUCCCUGCUUGUGCACAUGUGCUUUCUCUCUCUUUCUUUCUCUUUCAGUCAAAUAAAUAGAAUCUUUAAAUUUUUUUUUAAAUUGUGUUGGCCUUAGAAAAAUAAUUUAGAACUUCUCUUCUUUGCAGGAUCUAGAAAAAAAGCAAAUGAAAGUCCCUUAAAGUUUGGGUAAAACUCAUCGGGAACUUUUGGUUUUGUGGGCAAGGAGGGGUGAACUCUUGAUCACCUCAUCCAUGUCUUUUAUCAUCUGUGUGGUUUUAAAUCUCUGUUGGGGUUCAUUCUGAUGAUUUUUUAAUUUCUUGAUAAGUUUUUCAUUUUAUGUAAGCCUUCAAAUUAAUUUACAUAGGAUUGACCAAAAUAUGUGAAAUUUUUUGUAGUUGUGGGUUUUAACUUGCUGUCCCUUUUCCUACAUUAUGUUGUACUAGUUUUGUUUUUUUUAGUUAAUUUUGCUUUUAUAGGAUCUCCUCCCAUGUGUCCGUUUCUUUUUCAAAUUUGAGUUGUCAAAUUACUCAAUAAAGAAGAAUGGAGGUAAAUACAUACAUGGAGGUAUUACUUUCUUCUUGGAGCUCCGCCUUCCUUGGCAGUACCCUGUCAAUUGUGACAGAUGUGCGUUCAUGGUCAGCUUCUAGAUUUUCUGGAGUUCUUAUUCCAAUCACCACUUAGACCCAAGAGUUCUAAAAUUUUGGCAUGCUGGACAAUUUUCCUACAAAUGGUGGUGUUGAUUUUCAGAUUUGCUGAACAGUGAUUAGAAGAAUUGAGAUUUUAGUCGUGUCCUUACAUGUGGCCUGCUAGUCUCCCACGGACUUUUCUGUAUGUUUUCCUAUGUUUUUCAUACGAUGCCCUAUGAAUUUGGAUGCUGUGUUAGUGCAUGUGUAGGCUCGGUCAAUUUUACUGGUGACUACAUCUCAUUAAAUAUUCUUUCUCUCACCUAAUGCUUUUGGCUUCGAUUUUAAUCUUGUCUGACAGUAACUGUGUCACCGCAGCAUGUGCUGUUUGCCUGGUAGAUUGUAGCUCAAUUUUUCUGAGUCUGGUGUUUUUUUUUUUUUUUCUAAACUUUAUUUUGAAGUAAUUUAGAUCCACCUAGAGGUUGCAAAACGAGUCCCAUGAGUUCCUGUGUACUCCUCACCCGGCUUCCCCUGAUGAAAACAUCUUCCCUACUCAGCACAAUUGCCUAAACCAGGACACUGGCAUUGGGACAGUGCUGCCAGUGUUUCCAUUGCAUCUGCUCUUGGGCAAUGUCAAGGCUAAGGUGCGGCGCUACAGCUGGCAAUGUUUGCCCAAGCCUCUGACACCCACUACUAGCUCAGGGUUCCCCAAACCACCCUCAGAUUGGACAAUUUGCUAAAAAGACAGAACUCAGUGAAACCCAUUGUACUGUUGGUCAGGCUUAUUACAGGGAAGGAUGCAGGUCAGAAGCAGCUAAAAGGCAGAAUCUGGGGGUGUUCCAAGAACAGAGCUCCCGGGCAGCCUCUCUCCGGGAGUCCUUCUAGAGAAUCACCGAGUCUGAGCGUAGC